Epinephelus lanceolatus (giant grouper) is the source of this 1549-nucleotide messenger RNA. RefSeq names its product prostaglandin reductase 2-like. Gene Ontology annotation, biological process: prostaglandin metabolic process. The record is from RefSeq and is a predicted model, not a curated record. NCBI's taxonomy places the organism in Eukaryota, Metazoa, Chordata, Actinopteri, Perciformes, Serranidae. Gene Ontology annotation, molecular function: 15-oxoprostaglandin 13-reductase [NAD(P)+] activity.
AGACAGGUACACCUCUCGCUUUUUGCUGCCUACAAACAACGUAAGGAACCUGUCCGUUAUCAACUUAUGUUUGAUUUAGAGCAGGUUUUCACCUGUCGCUGACUCUUUUUAACACUGUGACUGUAAAGCCUGAUUUAACAGGUAGCUGACGCUCGUUGCCAGGUGUGGUCAUUCAUUCAGGUACGUCUUCGCUUAGUUAUCAGAGCUAACUUUAUUUUUCAAGGAUGCAGGUGAAGAGAGUCGUCCUCAACUCAAGACCAGGUAAAACUGGUGUGCCAGUUCCUGAAAAUUUCCGUGUGGAUGAGGUGACUUUGGCAACUGACCUGAAGGAUGGAGAGGUCCUUGUUCGGACACUUUACCUCUCAGUCGACCCUUACAUGCGGUGCAGAAUGAAUGAAGAGACUGGUUUUGAGGAAAUGACUCCGUGGCAGCUGUCUGAGUGUGCGGAUGGUGGGGCCGUAUGUGUGGUUCAGUCCAGCCGCUGCAGCACUUACAGUGAGGGAGAUGUGGUGGUUGCAUUCAACUGUCCUUGGCAGACCCAUGCUGUUUUAAAAGAAAGUGACUUACAGAAGGUUGAAGCAGAGUUAGUUGACGGACACUUGUCCUACUAUUUGGGUGCAGUUGGUAUGACAGGGCUCGCUGCACUGUUGGGCAUCAGGGAGAAGGGUCAUGUGAGCGAAGGGGCCAAUCAGACCAUGGUGGUAAGCGGCGCAGCUGGGGCCUGUGGAUCCAUGGCUGGACAGAUUGCCCGGCUGGAAGGUUGUGUGAGAGUGGUUGGGAUUUGUGGCUCUGAUGAGAAGUGCAAAGCGUUAGUGGACGACCUGGGCUUCUCUGCAGCCAUCAACUACCGCACAGAGGACGUCUCUGCAAAGCUGAAGGAGUGCUGCCCUGAUGGGAUAGAUGUUUACUUUGACAACGUGGGAGGUGACAUCAGUGAUGCUGUCAUCACACAGAUGAACAAGGACAGCCAUGUGAUCCUGUGUGGGCAGAUCUCACAGUACAACAAGGACGUGAAGUAUCCUCCACCCCUGAGCGAGAAGACACAGGAAACCCUGCAGAAGAAGAACAUCACCCGGGAGGAAUUCACAGCACUUAGCUACAUGGACAAAAUAGACCCUUCCCUCUAUGAGCUCAGCCAGGGAGUUAGAUCAGGCCACGUCAAGGUGCUGGAAACUGUAGUGAACGGCAUUGAAAAGAUGGGAGAUGCAUUUUGCUCUAUGAUGAAAGGUGGCAACGUUGGCAAGCAAGUUGUAAAGAUAUCAGAGUGAGGAGAAUCACUGGAGCUGCUCUCACCAGACAGAGGCCUCGGGGAAUUAACCUACAGCUGCCUGCCUGUAUACGAGCUCCGUCACUAUAUGUAACUUAUUGAGCUCUGGGGAAAAUAUUGCAUCAGUUAGCUGAUGCCUGUUGAUGAACCAUGAGUGGAAAGUCACGCAAUGUCCUGUGAAACUGUGUUCUUUAGAAGAAUAAAAUGAAAUGUAAAAUUUUAAUACUUUUUAAAAGACUUUGGAAAUUGGUGCAGCAGUUUAAUAAAAGUAGAAAAUUGCAA